Messenger RNA from Aspergillus calidoustus, 1251 nucleotides. Lineage: Eukaryota; Fungi; Ascomycota; Eurotiomycetes; Eurotiales; Aspergillaceae. The record is from the annotation of a GenBank genome assembly.
AUGCAGCUCGAAGGCUCCCAAUUACGGUUCAUUGACGAGGUCCAGGCCAGCCUCCAGCGUCAUGAUGCUCGGUUGCUGGACAUCAAUCAGAAAAUAUGGUCCAAUCCCGAGUUGGCCUAUGAAGAGUUCGAGGCUCAUAGAAACAUAUGUGACCUCUUUGACAAGUUGAAAGAUCAGGGCUAUGUCGUUAGGAGACAGGCCUAUGGACUUGAGACUGCAUUUGAAAUCGAGUUCAAGCACGGCACUGGCGACGGGCGAAUUGUUGCGUUCAACGCCGAGUAUGAUGCGCUCCCAGGAAUGGGGCAUGCAUGUGGCCACAAUCUCAUUGCUACAAGUUCCAUUGCAUCAUUUAUCUCGACAUGCGAAGCCAUGCGAGCUGUCUCCAAGGAUACAAGCUUUACUGUCCGCCUGCUCGGAACGCCCGCAGAGGAAUCUGGCGGUGGCAAGGUCCGUCUCCUUGAUGCCGGCGCCUACAGGGACGUGGAUGCAUGCCUUAUGGUCCAUCCCAUGCCAAUGGCCCCAGACCAUCCGAAACUGCUGAGUAUUGCGACUGCGCCAACAGGUGGUUUCCUUGCCAAUGACAAGGUCAAGGUGACAUUCACUGGCAAGCCGGCACAUGCUGCAGCCGCGCCAUGGGAGGGGAUCAAUGCGCUCGACGCAGUGGUUGCUGCUUAUGUGAACAUCUCACUUCUCCGCCAGCAGAUGCUCCCAUCACAGAAGGUUCACGGUGUCAUCCUAAAUGGUGGAGAUCGACCUAAUGUCAUCCCUGCCUCUGCCACUGUGGAUUACUACAUCCGAUCACCGACUAUCAAGACCCUAAAGCCUCUCACGGAAAAGGUUAUCAAGUGUUUUGAAAGUGCAGCGACUGCCACCGGAUGCAAAGUGGAUUUUGAAUGGGGACCGUCUUACGCAGAUUUGAAGACAAACACGCCGAUAUGCGAGAGCUAUGUCUCGGCGUUGCGCUCCAUGGGACAUCAAGCCGUCUUCAGCGUCCCUGCACAGGACAAGACUGGUGGAGGAUCGACUGACAUGGGAAAUGUAUCCUAUGCCGUGCCAGGCUUCCAUGGCAUCUUCACUAUCCAGACAGAUGGUGUCAACCACACGCCCCAGUUCACUGCGGGUGCCGGGUCGCUCGAGUCGUAUAAGCGGGCUAUUGACUGCGCUGCAGCAAUGGCGGUGGUGGCUUGUCAGGUGUUGGAUGACGAUAAAUUCGCCGAGACUGUGAAGGCAGACUUCUCAAAGGAUUCAUAG